Seminavis robusta is the source of this 861-nucleotide messenger RNA. Lineage: Eukaryota; Bacillariophyta; Bacillariophyceae; Naviculales; Naviculaceae. The record is from the annotation of a GenBank genome assembly.
AUGAACAGCACUACAACCACUACGAACGUUUUGGCGUCCAAGGAUGUGAGCGUGGACUUUGUGUCGGCUCAACUGAACAUGGUCAAAUUCAAUGGGAGUGUCACUCGCUUGGAGGUAGAAGGCCUGGUCCACAGCGGAAAAGCUCACCAUGGUAACGUUUUGCCCCUGAUCCACGACAUCUUGCUAAGCAACGACACUACCAGUAGAAAACUCCACCGGACCAGGCGAGAGUGGGAAUCGGUAGAGUUUGUGGAUCAUUUGGAGCUGCAGGAAUUGGAGCAGUGGCAGCAAGCCAAAAACCAAAUGAUGAGACACUACGAGAGCACGGCAAGUUUCUGUCCCUUUGAGUGGUGCCACGGCAAGUUGACCUGGAAAGCCACCGUGCAAAUCCCGGCCGAUAGUGAGGCAAGUCUUGUGCAUCAGGCUCUCAAACACAUUCAAAAUGAUGCUGAUAUCUUUAGCAUCCAAAUUGCCAGUGCUCCUAUUCAGACGGAUCAUUCGCCCGUGCUCAUGGAACUUCGCUCCGGUUGGGCGUCCAGAGACGCUCAGAGUACCCAAGUGCUAAGAGAGGCAUUGAAUAUCUUUCAGGACAACCAACUUCAUGGCAAUAGUAUUCAUGGAAGCACUCAUAGCCGCAAGGUGGGACAGAAGCAACGAUUGUCGCAACGAUCGGAGCAAGAUAUGGAGAAUUCCUUCUCAUCAACCUUUAGCGCCAACAGCAAGAGCAGCAGACGAGGAAUUCGCCGACAACGCAAACGAAACAAACGAGUUCAUGGAGCACCUGAUUACAAUUGGAAAGCAGGCGCCUUCUGCGGUGGCACCAAUGCAGCAGCACCACCAACGCAACGAGCUAGCGAAUAG